UAAUGCCCCGGGACAGCUGCUCGAGGUGCAGCCUUUGGACAUGUGCGGAGGCCAGCACCACGUGCCGGGGCUGCAGGGACCCUGGCCCCAGUCCCCUGACAGGGCCUUAUCUGGUCGCUGCUGUCAGGAUGGGGAAGCAGAACAAAGUGGACUCCUUCCUGAAGCAGAGCUAUCCGUUUUGUGCUGCUGCCGUGGCCAGAGAGGCAAAGGUGAAACGGGGGGCCCCCACCUCUUGCCCCGGCAGCCAGGGGUGCCCCACGUGUGAGGCCCUGCACCCCCAGCUCCAAUUGUCACCCCCAGAGCAGAUGCAGUCCCAAUAGCCAAUUCACUAAUAAUCAACCAUUAUUUCGUAUGUGUUCAAGCAAUGUCUAUCCCCUCUUGUUAAUGCCAAGAUCUCCAAUGCUUCUUGCUGCUGUGUCCCUGCUACUGCCUGACCUUACAUCUCAAUUCCUCGGUGAUACAACUGUCAAAGACGUAGUUGUUCACAUUGCUCCCAUUCUCCUCCUUUUGAACAAGUCUGUUCUGAUGCAGUCUGCGUGUCUUCACAGGUUGAUUUGGCUUUGGGUUCUUUGGGCUUUCAAAGUUGCUUUAGUGAGAGCUGGACCUUGAGAUGUGAUUCUCUUUAUGGGAAUCUGCUUUGGUUUAUCUGAAAUAUUUGGUUGUCAGAGACCUCUGCAUUCAGUGACAGCGGGUGAGAAGCCAAGUUACAGUCAUGCCUAAAAGGUCACUGCUCAGGAGCUAUUCUCUGUAGCGCCAAAAUGCCCCGUUACUGUGUGCUGACCAUCAUCAGGUCUUUCUUUAUGGUCAGUCAGGUUUCGUAUAGUGAUUGAUUGCCCAAAGUAUAAAGUGGUUCAGGAGGGAUGAUAACAUAAUACCAUCUUGUUAACACCCUCUUCCAUCUUAUCAAAUGCCACGAUCUAGCAGUGACAGCAAGGCUUUGUGCUCCAGGGGCGCCUGACUGAUCAGGUUGCGGGAGAGUGACAACUCUGUAAGUACUUUGGCACCUUUGUCAUCCCUUCCUUGGCCUUUAGCUAAGAUAUUUUUUAAAGCUGGAAUUAAUGUGUGACAAAAGCUGGCUAAUCUCCUGGAAAUACUUAUUUCCAAGUUUGCAGAAAGUAUUAACUCUGAGCAAGCAUUUUUCUGGACUAUUAUUCCUCCGAGCUGGGGAGCAGCCCAUCUACCCCUGCCAUUAAUCAUUAUGACAGCAGAGUGAAUAGUUCACAGCUGCCCCCUUGGCUGGCCAUCGUCUCCUCUCCUCCACUAGGGACAGGUUGCGUGGUGCAUGCCCGCAUGGGGGGCUGCGCUGGGGCUGCAGCCCCAGAGGACGGUUUUCCUUUUCCUGCCCCAAAGGCAGCCGCCCUGGUGCAGGUCAAGGCAGCAGCUCCACGCACCUGUGCGGUGCUGGGACCAGGACCGAGGGCAGAAGGAGAGAGAGCCGGUGACUGUGGAUGCACAUGAUGCAUUGGCUCACCAGAAUUUUUUCUCCUUUCCUACUGCCUGCAGCAGUAAAUUAAUUGGCAGUAAAUGAGGCGUGAUGAGGUGGGAUGCAAUUUUUCAGGAUGAUUUCAAAAACCUGGCCAGAAAUCUGAGGGCAUGCAGGCCUAGAUGGAGGGUGAAGACCCAGGGCAGUUGCAUGGCUGUUUCUCUCCUGCAGUACAUUUGUUGCCUGGGAUGGUGUAGCCACGGAGACCACCUCUUUUGGUAUGCCCACCCUGGAUCAACAGUUCCUCCAGGACUCAAAAUAAUCCCGAGCCCACCAGCUCCAGCUUGGGAGCUCCCUGGCUUUGCAGUCAAUGGCAUCACCCUCUGAGCAGUUUCUUCUGUGGCAGCACGUCCCACCUCCUAUCCUCCUCAGUAACGCAGCACUGAGAACUGCACAAGUACUUGGUGGUGGGGGUGGCCGGUAUUUUGACACAUUUUUCAGUCAAGGCUUUAAUUUCAUUUAGGAAAAAAGAUAGUAUUUUAUGAGGGCACAACUCUUCAGCCAUGUCUACAUCUUGAUGCAGGGCUCAUGGGACAGAGACCAAACCCCAAACCAUAACGUAUGAACCGAGGCAGCAGUGUGUGCACAUCCAUGAGGACUGGCACCUGGGGCUGGGCUGACGUCUGCCACUACACCUAUUAGUCAUUGCUCAAUAACUUACCCAACUCCUAAUAUCCAUAAGGAAAUAUUUGCAGUAGAAGUCACCAGAACCCAUAUAUUGUUUGUUUUGCUCCCCACUAAUUAUUCUGGACAUCCUCCGUGACAUCGUUUGCCUCAUUCCUGGUGAAAAGAUCUGUAUAUAAGGAUGCGUGCUGUGGGGCAUCUUCAGAAGGCAGGGACAUUGGACGGAAAGAUCCUUACACUGAAGAGAUCGGUCAGGUAAGAGCAAUAUUAUUCCUCAAAAAGCAUGUUCUUAGCUUCUGCUUCUGCAAAUCUGAGUGCCUCCCAAAGGCAAAGCCUUGAUGUCAGCUUGUGACUAUUGUUUUUUUUUAACAAAAACCGUUAUUCUUGCCUGCUGCCUGACUGAAUUAUGCUCUAACAAGCAAAAUGUGAGGCAGCCUUCACUGCGAGUUUCUGAGGAACAGCCGUGCACGUUCAUUGUAUUGGCAGUCCUUGAAGAAGAAAGGGUAUUUUGUGAUUUUCAUAAACAAUUACCAGAUUAAUUACUUAUGGUAUAAUUCUAGUCUCCGAGAUAGCUUUUUUACCUAAGGUGAAUUACACCUUUCACAUUUGUUUUGAUCCGUUUUGAUGUGCUAUUUACAUUUAAAUAGAUUUGGGGCAAUGAAGUUCAUUAUGGUUCUGUAAAAAUGCUACUUCAAGUUGUAGAUCCCCCAAAAUAUUUCAGUGACACUGAUACUUUUAAAAUGAUUUUCUUCUUCGUGUGAUUCUUGGAAAAGGCGCUUUUAUGCAGAGGCAAGCCUCAGAUACAUGAUGUUUGUGAUAGAUCCUGACACUCAGACAAGAAAUGCUUUCCUCACCAGACGUGCUGGUGCAUUUGUCCUGUGUGCUGCUGCUGCUUUUCUUUCCAUGACCUUCCCAGUCAGUAACAACGUGCUGACCAGUGCUGGGGGCUUCAGGCAGGACCAUCUGAGCAGCCUCCUUCUCUUCACUUGGCUGCUGUGACGGUCUUUGGAGCAGCUGCUGCUGGAGCUGUGGUUGCUCCCGCAGGAAAGUGCUGUCAGGACCAUUCUGUACCAGUGGUGUGGUGGAGAGGAGGGAGAGGUGCCUGCAGCUUCCUCUCUGAUUUUGUCUUCCCUGUGAGACUCUCCUUUCCUCCUUCCUCCUCCUUCCUCCAGCCACUGCCUUGUGCUCACUGUUCCAGCAUUGCACUGAUGGCAAUUGCUUUCCGCAGUUAUCAGAAUCAAAGAUGUUCAAGUUCUGUGUGGUUUUCCUCCUCUGUGGCCUGCUGACCCCUUCGCAAGGACUGGCUGGAAGUGCCUCGGUGUCUGCCAGGGUGGAUAAAGAUGUGCUAGAAAGCGGUAAGUGUUUGGAAGAGGCAGGAUUUUUCUUUGUUUUGAGACCACUUCUGCUCUUUCUGUCUCUUGACCACAUUCAGAAAACCAAAAGCUGGUCCAGCAGUAGUGACUGAUGCUCAUAAUUUGCAUUUAUAAAGCAUUUUGCAGAUGGCACGUCAGAUACUUCCCAGUGACUGGAGCAUCACCCUGGUGUACAAAGAGGGGAAAAGAGGCACAGGGAUGGGAAGGAACAGCCAGGCUGACAUAGCAUGUUUGUGUGCUGGGUCAGCAUGGCUCACAGUGACCUCUCAACUGUUUCUUCAGUCAUUGCAGGGUCACUAGCCAACGGCAACCUUCUCGAGGGGCUCCUGGGUGGUCUCCUUGGUGGCGGUGGCCUUGGCGGUCUGCUUGGAGGUGAUGGACUUGUUGGUGGUCUCCUUGGUGACAGUGGCCUUGUUGGCGGUCUCCUUGGUGACAACGGCCUUGUUGGUGGUCUCCUUGGUGAUGAUGGACUUGUUGGAGGUCUCCUUGGUGAAGACGGGCUUGGCAGUCUCCUUGGUGAUGAUGGACUUGUUGGAGGUCUCCUUGGUGAAGACGGACUUGUUGGCGGUCUCCUUGAUGGUGAUGGACUUGUUGGCGGUCUCUUUGGUGGCAAAGGACCUGUUGGUGGUCUCCUUGGUGGUGAUGGACUUGUUGGCAGUCUCCUUGGUGGCAAUGGUGGUCUUGCAGGUGGUCUCCUUGGCGGCAAAGGGCGCAUUGGUGGUCUCCUUGGCGAUGAUCCUCUUGCUGGUAGUCUCCUUGGUGGUGAUGGAGCAGUUGGCGGUCUCGUUGGCGACAAUGGUAUUGCAGGUGGUCUCCUUGGUGGCAGUGGUCUCCUCGGUGGACGUGGUCAGCACGGCCAAGGCACACUUCCUGAAGGAGGGCUCCUUGGCAAGAAUGGUCUGCUGGGCACCAUCAAAGGGCUCACAGGGCUGAAAAUUGUGAACAUCACUCUCCCCAAAAUAACUCUGCGCUUCCUGCCAGGCAUCGGGCUCCAGCUGAAUAUCCACACCCAGCUGCUGGUAGAUGGCAAUGGCGCAGUGGGUGGACUGCUCCAGCUCCAGGUGGAAGCGAACAUCACAGCAAGAGUCCGCCUGGUCCAGGACAACUCGGGGGCUCUCAAGCUGGUCAUCGAAGACUGCAAGACUCUUCUUGGAGGUGUCAACAUCCGUGUUGGACCCAAAGUGCCACUUGUGGAGAGAACUGUAAAGAGCGUCCUCGGCAGCGUCCUGCCCAGGCUGCUGUGCCCUGUCGUCAACACCGUGCUGGGCGUCAUGAACUCGCUGCUCGGCUCCGUGACUUCUGUGCUUCCACUCGGGGCCCUGGGAGAUCUCCAGUAUACUCUGUCCUCCCUUCCCAUCAUCGGCGACAAGUCCAUCCAGCUGGAUCUAAACCUCCUCCUCAGGGAUGCGGCAGGCAACGUGGUGGAGCCUGUGCGCGGGCAGUCGUCCCCUGUCACCCUGCUGCCAGCCACCAGCCACGGGGUGCAGGUGGGGCUCUCGAAGGACGUGCUGGGCGCCGUGCUGGGGCUGGCCCAGAAGCAGGGAGCCUUCAACCUGGACAUCACCAGCUCAGCGGUGCCUGAUAGCAUCUCGCUGUCCACCUCGGCCCUCCUCUCAGCCUUCCCUCAGCUCUCUGCCAUGGUCCCCGGGUCGCUGCCGCUGGCGCUGCGUGUGCGGCUGGCCGACGUGCCAGAGGUGGCCCUGCGGGACGGGAGAGCCACUGCCACCCUCCGAGCCACCAUAGACGUCGUGACACGCCGCCCAGGCUUCCCCGUGCAGACCCUCUUCAGCCUGGACUCGGAUGUCAGUCUGAACAUCACCCCCUCCGUCUCCAGCGGCAAGCUGCGCGCCUCCCUGGCCAUCGACAGAGUCAAACUGAGACUGGCAUCCUCACAAAUUGGCCCUAUCAAUGUCUCCCGGCUUGAAGGAUGGGUGACGGAUGUCCUCGCGGCUGCAUACGUGCCUGCCAUUAACAGUGCUGUGAGUGCGGGGAUCCCUCUGCCCAACAUCCUCAACACCAGCUUCGAGAACAGCCAGGUGGACAUCGCUGAUAACACCUUUGUGAUCAGCCAGAAGUCUAGAGUGCUCUAAAACCAGCUUAUCUCAGCAAAACCUUGCCCCUGCUCUUGGGAUGAGGCAGACAAUUCCCCGUGAGCCUGGAGAGCCCUGGUCGUCCCUAAUUGCUUUGUCUUUAUUUUGUCUUGAGUAUUGUCAUGUGUUAUUGCCGUGGCCCGAGAGGGAGGGAUGUUUCUGGUCCAUCCGUCCUGCUAUAGCCCACAUGGGGGUAUGGAGAAGGUGCUCGGCUGAUGGAUGUUAGGGGGCAUUUUCUGUGGCCAAUUCUAACAUCCUAAGUCUGGAACCAGAGCUCUUGUUUAGGCAUAAAUGUUGCUCUCAAAUUCCUCUUUCAAUAAAAUCCU
Molecule: messenger RNA, 5896 nt
Organism: Cygnus olor (mute swan)
Lineage: Eukaryota; Metazoa; Chordata; Aves; Anseriformes; Anatidae
Product: BPI fold-containing family B member 4-like
Exons: 14
Coding region: 3708-5570 (620 amino acids)
Molecular function (GO): lipid binding
Source: RefSeq, a predicted model, not a curated record